This is a messenger RNA of Calliphora vicina (urban bluebottle blowfly), 5103 nucleotides long. RefSeq names its product transcriptional regulator ovo (gene ovo). Gene Ontology annotation, cellular component: nucleus. Bases 851 to 4960 code for a protein of 1369 amino acids. Gene Ontology annotation, molecular function: DNA-binding transcription factor activity, RNA polymerase II-specific; RNA polymerase II cis-regulatory region sequence-specific DNA binding. Gene Ontology annotation, biological process: epidermal cell differentiation; regulation of transcription by RNA polymerase II. The record is from RefSeq and is a predicted model, not a curated record. NCBI's taxonomy places the organism in Eukaryota, Metazoa, Arthropoda, Insecta, Diptera, Calliphoridae. The transcript has 4 exons.
UACUCUGGAAAACAACGGUUUACGGUUGUUUUAUAAAAGUUACACUACUAAAGCGUUUUGUUUUUUUGUUGGUAUGGUUUAGUGGAUCGUUUGAGUAUGGUUGUUGUUGUCGUUGUUAUUUCUAAGAUCGGUUCCUUAGCUUUAACUUAAACACAUACACUCUUACAAUUUUACACAAAAGAAAAUUACAAACAACAAACAAAAAUAUAAUUUGAACGCUGCAACAACGGCACUCUAAAACCGCCUGGGUAUGACUAGACUCUAGACCGUUUCAAUUAGUAAGAGAUGAACCAUCAUAGAGGAUACACGCGUUUUUCUUUUACAAACACUUAAAGAAUCUAUAGCUAUUCAAACAAAAAAAAUCAAACAAAUGAAAUAGAAACAAAAAUUAACUAAAUAGAAAUUAUGAAAUAAGAAUUUUUCACAAAAUUGAAAAAUAUUGAAAAAAUUUAAAGAAUUCUGGAAAAUAAAAAACCAAUUAGAAAACCAAUGAAAUAAUUAAACAAAAAUGUAAAGAAAUUUAUAUUUAAAGUGAACAAAUGAAAAAUAAAAAAAGAAAUUUUUAUAAAAUCUAAACAAUUCAGACAAGUGUUUAUUAAAAAAACCAAGAAUUAAAACAGUAUUUUAGCAUUUCAACACACCAAGGAUUAGUGUUUUGUGCUAAAACUGUUUAUAAAGUGUUAUAAAUAAAAUUGGAAAAAAUUUUAAAACAAAAAAGUGUUGUUAAACUAAGAAAAAACAAAAUAAUUAAUUUAUUUAAAUGUCUAAGUAAAAACAUAAAAAAACCAAACAAAACCCAACCUUUACCCUUGAAAUUUAACAUUUUCUUAAACAAAAUCACAAGCAAAAAAUGCCGAAAAUAUUUUUAAUUAAAAAUCGUCUGCAUCAGCAGCAACAACGUCUGUUGGAAUCACAAAACCUUUUACAACAUAAAAACGAUGAUGAUCGUUUAGUACCACCUUUAAGUCCCACACCCACAAAUCGUCAUCAAAACAACUCAUCACCCUCUCCCACACCGCCCUAUCGUCCGCCACCACCACGCUCACCCGAGCCUCAGGAUUUCAACUAUGAACGCCCCUCAGCCUCCUCCUCCAACAACACACUCAACUGCACCUCUGAUUCUUUAAAGGCUUUACACAUACAUCGCUCACGUUCCCACUCGCCUCAAGACAAAGUUCUUAAUUUACACAGGCAUGAGAGUGCAACCGGACAGAGUAACAUUAACAGGGCCUUUGGAGAAGAUCAAGAGGAGGAUGUUGGCGAGGAACAGCAACAACCCUUAAGUUUGGUCUCAAGUCUAACGUAUUUGGGCCGUAAACGUUUCCAUCAAUAUCAUCAGCAAUUGUUGCAAAAUCGUAAUUUGAAAAAAUUGGAACAUCAUCACAAUGAGCAAGAACAACAAGAGAAAUUGUCACUUAAGGAAAAGGAAGAGUCAGAAGAAGUUGGUCCUGUUUCAUUAUCAACCGAACACGAUAGAUUAUCACCCGCAGUAUCACCCACCGCUUCCACUACCACUUUGCCUUUGAAUUGUUCACGCAAUUCUCUAGCAUCACCUUCAUCAUUUUCAGCAUCUUUAUCACCUGCCACUUUACAACAACAACAAACACCCACCUCCGCCUCCUCCACGACUUUACUUAAAGACUGUCAAGUUUCGAAGGAAACUUUUUGUAAUUACAAACAAGAACCAAAGCCUGAUAAGGAACCAGAAGAAACACCCAAAUCUGCCUCACCUAAACAUCGUUACAUUUCCUCUUACUUAGGUGCUACUGCCAACAACAACAGCAACAGCCCCAGCAGCGGCAAGUCAUUGAUUGGUGGUGUCAUCUUAACCUCAGCCCAACGCAAAGAAUAUCCCGUGGAAAUAGUGCAACAAAUUCAUCAUCAGCAACAACAAAAAGAUCUUGAACACUUGGGAGAAUCGUGUGAUGAUAAUUCCGAUUCGGACAGUGAUUCGGAUGAUGGUUCAAAAUUGAUUGUGGAUGAGAAACCUUUAGUGCCCGAGGAACAACCCUUGUCAUUGCGUGUACGUUGCACACCACCGCCUGAAGAUCAAAGACCCUCUCCACCACCCUGUCCCGAGCCAGCAGUACGUUGCAGUGUUAUACAGAGAACACCCGCCAACGAAGCAGAAAACCAAAGACGUGCCCACGAAGUUCUAUUGCCCUUGGCCAGUUUAGAACAUUUGGGACCCGAACAACAAGAGCCCAUUGAUUAUCACGUGCCCCGUAGAAAAUCCUCUUUGGACAACGACGAGGAACAACAAUUGAAUGCCAAACGUUUGGAGCGUGAGCGCAAACUAAGAGAAGCUAGACGUCGUAGUGCUCUUUUGGCGGCUAGAACUAUUCUAGCCCAGGCUCGGCUUAAUCCACGUUUUGUACGCUCUUUACCGGGUAUUUUGGCAGCAGCGGCGGGACACGGCCGUACCACUUCAGGUUCUGGUGGCAAUAAUCAAGGACAAAGUUUCCAGGGUGGUUUUGGCAGCAACUCAGGUUCUGGUUCACAACAAUCGGCCAGCGGCGGAGGUUCUCCUACCGGUUUCAGUGGUUCAGGCGGUUUAAGCGGAGGUUCAGGUGGAGGAAUGGGCGGAGGACGCGACGGUCGUGGCAAUUACGGCCCCAACUCCCCUCCCUCGGGAGCUUUACCUCCCUUCUACGAGUCCCUGAAGAGUGGUAAUGCCAUGAAUGGUUCUUCCUCCAGCAAUUUUACAGAUUCACCCAAUUCUACGGCUACAUCGAACUUUUUACUACAAAAUGCAGCCGCUUAUCUAAUGUCGGCAGCGGGUAGUGGUGGUGGUAGUGGUAGUUCACAACAAUUUCCUGGCUCAGGUGGUGAUACUUUGGGUGGCGGUUCUUCGGUAUUGGAUCCCAAUGCUUCUUCUGUUUCCAGCAUGCUCUUCCAUAAUGGUCACGGUAAUAAUUCUCUUCCUUACAGUUCUUUAGCUCAUUGUGCUAAAUAUAAUCAUCCCUCUUCUCCUUCUUCGGCCUCUUCACCACAACAUUUUCCCUCCUCAACGGCGGCGGCUACACACCCUCAUCAACCUCACUUGCCCUACGGUCCCAAUCCUUCAGCUUACGGUAUUAUACUGAAAGAUGAGCCAGACAUAGAGUACGACGAGUCUAAAAUCGAUAUAGGAGCCUUUGCUCAAAACAUUAUACAGGCUACCAUGGGGAAUUCGGGUAAUUUUAAUGCAUCGGCUUACGAAGAUGCCAUUAUGAAUGAUUUGGCCUCGGCGGCUCAGGGAGCUAAUGGCACCGUAGAUCCUCUACAAUUCACUGCCACCUUAAUGUUGUCCUCACAAACGGAUCAUUUGUUGGAACAGCUUUCCGAUGCGGUGGACUUGAGUUCGUUUUUGCAGCGCAAUUGUGUGGAAGAUGAGAAUUCUACUUCACCGAGACAAGAUUUUGAGCUGGUCUCAACGCCGUCUUUAACCCCAGACUCUGUGUCCAUUACACCGGUAGAUUGUCACAAUGCGGGCAGCACACAAUUGGACACCUUCCAUGAGAGUCUCAUGCAACAAUUGACCAAUAAUAUUACCAGAUCACACAGCAACAAUUCGUAUAACAAUUUCGAUAGACAUCAGAAUAGUUUGCAGCAGCAACAGCAACAAAAUCCACCACCUUCGUAUCAACAUGCUACACGAGAGAUUAUGCAAAUGCAACAGCAUCAUCAUCAGCAGCAGCAACAAAACUAUCAUCAGUCAGCACAGCAACAAUCUCCGCUCAAUUCGUUGAUUAAUCAAAAUUCUUUAUUACUGCAACAACAGCAGCAGCAACAAAAUGGCUACCACAAUUCACACAACAACAGCAAUCAGCAAUAUAAUCCUUUGCAACAACAGCAACACAAUCAUCUUAACCAUCAUCAAUUGCAACAGCAUCAAGCUCAUCACCAGCAACAGCAGCAGCAUCAACAGCAACAACAACACCAGCAACAUCAUCAUCAACAACAGCAACCACAACAUCAUCAUCAACAUCUGCAUCAUCAUCACCAUCAUAUGCACCAUCAACAUCACAGUGAUAAUAGCAAUCUAUCACUGCCCUCACCAAAUGCUACAUCCUCAUCGAAUCAAACCUCCUCCACCAACGCAACAACAACUGCCAAUGGCCAUCUUAUGAUUGCCUCACAAGGCCACCAUCCCAUGUCUUCAGCAGCCAGUAACACAUCAUCGGGUUCGGCCUCCGCACUCCUAGACACAUCAUUGCUGGACACCAAGCCCAUCAUACAAAGUUUGGGUUUGCCACCCGAGGUACAAUUGGAAUUUGUCAAUGGCGGUCAUGGCAUUAAAAAUCCCCUGGCCAUUGAAAAUACACAUGGACAUCAUCAUCAUCGCAUACGCAGCAUUGAUUGUAUAGAUGAUUUGAAAAAGCCCUCCUCAUUGAUGGCCGAUACCACCAACUCUAUGAUGAUGGGUGGUGGUGGUGGUCUUUCGCCCACUAACAACAACUGUUCCUCCAAUUCCAGCAUAAAUAACGAUCAAAGUGAACCAAAUGGUAAAUUUGUGUGUCGCAUUUGUUUGAAGGCCUUCUCGCUGCAACGUCUGCUUAAUCGUCACAUGAAAUGUCAUUCAGAAAUUAAGCGUUACUUGUGCACUUUCUGCGGCAAGGGUUUCAACGAUACGUUCGAUUUGAAGCGUCAUACACGUACGCACACGGGCGUUAGACCCUACAAAUGUAAUUUGUGUGAAAAGAGUUUUACCCAGAGAUGUUCGCUGGAAUCGCAUUGUUUGAAAGUGCAUAGUGUACAGCAUCAAUAUGCCUAUAAGGAGAGAAGAACUAAGAUGUAUGUUUGCGAGGAAUGUGGUCAUACCACCUGUGAACCCGAGGUUCAUUAUAUACACUUGAAAGAAAAUCAUCCCUAUUCACCGGCUUUGCUGAAAUUUUAUGAUAAACGUCAUUUCAAAUUUACCAAUUCACAAUUUGCCAACAAUUUACUGGGACAACUGCCAAUGCCGGUGCAUAAUUAAGAACAACUGCCUUCUUUUUUUUUAAAAAAAAACAAAAAUUAUGAACAAAACUCCGAGAUUAUUAUUAUUUUUAUGUUAUAUACAAACAAAUAUUUAUCUUUUGAUAUAGAAACUUUUUUUAUUUUUUUAUAAGAUUUUUUUUG